AUGGCUGACAAGCGAUUUGAGCCUCGAAUACCCAAACAAGCUGCGCUGGAGAAACUCAAAGCUGCCGUCAAAACAAUGGAGCAGCUUUACGUUUUUGACCGUAACGAAUGGAAACGUAAGGCUCAGCCUCCACAGCCGAUCACGGGCAGCCACGUGCUAUCGCUCAUCGCCCGUGAGGAGCAGGGAGCUGAAGAAGAAACAACAGCGGAGCCUGAAACAAGUGAGGAAGGAGUGGUAAAUGUCAUACGUAUUCCCCACACUAAUGAGUCAGCGCAACGCAAAACCUUCAGCAACAAAAGCAACCUUCACCUUCAACCUAGUGCGGUUGCCAGCCCUGCGCUACAAAGUUUGGCUUUGAAAAGCUCCAAGAUGCCAGCUGCACCUUUUUCUGUAAAAAUACAACCUGGAAUUCAAGGACGGGCGGAACAGACAAAGGUCCAAGUCGGUCCGACUAACCCCACCGUCACACAAAGCGACUCGGAGAACUAUUUAUCCAUACCGGGCCUGGUGUGCACCAGUGAGGUCAGUGUGGCGAACAAGGAAAUAGCUUACGCAGAUAUGAAGCCAAAAAUCAGCCAACAGAAUGAUGUGAAGACCCCUGAGCACAAAAGGUUAUUAAUGGCUGAUUGCCCAGCUUCUUUGGUCUACCACCAACCUGCGGUAGUCCCACAAACACAGCAAGUGUUGUGUUUCUCACCCCCUUUUGCCACUCUGUCACCUCCACCUAUGACAGGAGAGACUCACCUUCAAACAGCGCGCAAAAUGCUCCUUGACCCCACCACGGGGCAUUAUUACCUAGUUGACACGCCUAUCCAGACCACCACAAAGCGACUAUUUGACCCAGAGACAGGCCAGUAUGUGGACGUUCCACAUUCACCCGUGCCGCCCAUCGCCCCCGUCACCCCAGUGCCCCUCACAUUGCCACCCCUGGCCUUGAGCCCGGGAGCCAUCGCACCCACAUAUGUGGUCUACCCUGGAAUCAUCCCCACGCCCGCUCUGCAAGCUCAGGCCUUGCCGCCGUCCCCAAGUCAUACUGAAGACAGAGAAAAGUUGAAAAAUACAUACGCAAAGCAGGAAUUGAGCGUGCCGUUGGCAGAGAGCCCCUACUACAGUGCUACAGCAGAAGCCCCGCUGGGACAUAUGAAGCCCUCCUCGGUCAUAGGAGGCAGGAAACCGAUUAUCAGCAUCACGACGCAACAAGGUCCAAGAAUCAUCGCCCCGCCUUCCUUCGAUGGAACAACAAUGAGCUUUGUGGUUGAGCACAGAUGA
Messenger RNA from Nerophis lumbriciformis (worm pipefish), 1269 nucleotides. The record is from RefSeq and is a predicted model, not a curated record. Lineage: Eukaryota; Metazoa; Chordata; Actinopteri; Syngnathiformes; Syngnathidae.